Molecule: messenger RNA, 1359 nt
Organism: Helianthus annuus (common sunflower)
Lineage: Eukaryota; Viridiplantae; Streptophyta; Magnoliopsida; Asterales; Asteraceae
Exons: 1
Coding region: 1-1359 (452 amino acids)
Source: RefSeq, a predicted model, not a curated record
AUGCCUGUAUGGUGCCACAUGUUUGUACAAACUCUGACGGAGGGAGCCCGGCUCUGGUUUGACAGCCUCCCUCCGGGGGGAAUCGAUAGUUAUGAAGAGUUAAGCGAGAAGUUCCUCAGGAACUUCAGUCAGCAGAGAAAAGUGGUCAAGAAUCCAAAUGAGAUCCUCCACAUAAGGCAGAGGGACAAUGAGCGAAUAGAUCAGUAUAUGGAGAGGUUCGUCAAGGAGAGCAUGAACAUCAAAGAUGUCCCGGAGGUCAUGAAGAUCAGCAGUUUCAUAAACGGGCUAAACCAUGCACAGCUCUGUGGGAAACUGGGGGAGGAGUUCCCCCACUCAUUUGACAACCUUAUGGACAGAGUCAGAGCCUUUGUCAGAGGGAAAGACACGGUCAGCAAAGCCAAGGAGACGGACGUCACACCUCGGAGGAUCGCCCCAGCUACAAAGCUUCCUGACAAAGGUACACCUUACUCCCGAAAGCCCACUUUUGAUAGAGUGUUGCACGACAGAACGAGGCCCUCAUACUCCCCAUACAGACCUCAGGGGAGGGGUCCCCCUCCUUACUCUGAUAAUUUCACCCCUCUCACCAAGACCACAAGUGAGAUACUGGCCACAGAGAGGGUAAAGAACUCCUUCCCAAGGCCGCCACCCAUAAAACCUAGGCCAGAGGCACAACCAAACGAGUUUUGUGAUUUUCACAGAGGUUUUGGACACAAAACUGAUGACUGUAUAUAUCUGAAAAGAGAGAUAGAAGCCGCAGUAAAAACGGGAAGGCUGACCCAUUUGGUUAAGGAAAUUAAGAAGGGGGGAGGGGACCGCAAGGGAAGAGAUGGAAGGGAGCCUGGGAGGGUAGAUGUUGAUAUGAUUAGAAGGAGGAAUGAAUUCGAUACCACCCGGAGUGUAAAGGUCAGAAUCCUGGGCUCCCCGGACUGCAUGAAAGCUCCCAUCCUCAUGCCACACUUGGAAGAAAAUGAAGUGCAACGACUUCCCCUAGACAUCUCAGCCAUAAUAGCUGGCCACAAGGUGUCUCGAAUACAUGUGGACGGAGGGUCCGGUGUCGAAGUAAUAUACGAGCAUUGUUUCCUUAGAUUUGACAGGGAUGUAAGAGAUCGGCUCGAAGAAGACUCCAUCCCUUUAGUGGGAUUCAACAACAGUGUAUCACACCCCCUGGGAAAAAUCAGGCUUCCAUUCACAGUUGGGGUAGGGGAUCGGGUCCGAACGAUAAACCUGACCUUCACAGUGGUCCGGGCACCCUCAAAGUACAACGCAAUCUUAGGUAGACCUGGAAUCGGGGACCUACAAGCACAAGCAUCCACCCCCCAUGGAGCUUUAGUGUUUCAAACACCGAAGGGUUUAGCCUAG